AUGUUAAACGCGGAAGAUUACUAAGGUUAGUCAAAGGCAAAUGAAUAUGACAAAUUCUAAGGAGAGAUUGAUUACGAGGAUGCUUGGGCAGUAAUUCGUGCCUAUUUCAAGUAGCAUGGUCUGGUUUCACAGUAAAUCUCCUCAUUUAAUCGUUUCCUUGAAAUGAAUGUACAAGAAAUUGUAAAGGAACACAAAAGUAACAGAAUCAAAGUAGAACCACAAUUUAUGCCUAGAGGUAGAAACGAUAGAUAAGACGAGGAGAAUAUUUUCUAUGAUAUUAUUUUCGAUCAGGUGCAUGUAAACAAUUCUCCAAGAAUACAAGAAUCAGAUGAAAGCUACUCUGCAGUGUUUCCUCAUGAGGCAAGAAUUAGAAAUUUAACAUAUGCUACUGAAAUUUAUGUAGAUGUGAGGCUACAAAAGCUUAAAUAGAUACCUAUUGAUAGAUCUGGAUUAACAGAUGGAGAGAAGAGAGAACCAAAAUUUAUUGUGCUUGAAGAACAAAAGCCAAUAUAAGCAUUCCUUGGUAAGGUACCAGUAAUGGUUAGAUCUAAAUUUUGUCACUUGAGAGGCCUAGAUGAUACCUAAAUUGUUAGAAAUGCAAAAGAGUGUUUAUACGAUUAAGGAGGGUACUUUAUUAUCAAUGGAGGAGAGAAAGUUAUUAUAGCUUAAGAGAGAAUGGCUAAUAAUAUUGUUCUAGUCUUUCAUAGAAAGCCUCCCGCCAAAUUCAAUUGGAUGGCAGAAAUUAGAUCACAAGCUGAGAAUUCAAAUAAACCACCUCAGCAAUUUACUGUUGCACUAUAAUCAAAGGGAAGUAAUAGAAACUAUGCAAAAUGUAUUUAUGCAACUUUACCUGCUAUCAGAGAACCAAUUCCUGUCGCUAUUCUAAUGAGAGCACUUGGUUGCGUCAGUGACAAAUAAAUUAUUAAUAAAAUUUGCUAUGAUCCAAAUGAUGCUGAGAUGUGUGAGGUAUUAAAACCAUCUUUAGAAGAAGCUAUGGCUUAUACUGACGAAGAAGAAGCUUUGGAUUAUAUUUCAAAAAGAGGUAGUGGCGCAUAGUAUAGAAGGGAAAUAAGAAUCUCAUACGCAUUGAAAAUAUUAGAGUCUGAAUUUUUACCUCAUAUUUCAGUCACUUCAGAGGGUUUGUAUAAGAAGUCAUAUUUUGUUGGAUAUAUGGUUAAUAGACUAAUUCAAGCAUCAUUAGGAAGGACCACAGAAGAUGAUAGAGAUUAUUAUGGUAAAAAGAGACUUGAUAUGGCUGGAACCUUAUUGAGUGGCCUGUUCAGAUAAUAAUUUAGACAAUGUGUUGAUGAUAUGAUUAAGUAUCUCAAAAGAGAUAUUGACAAUGGAAAGGAUUGUAUCAACCUAACUUAGGCAAUUAAAAGUGAUACAAUAACCAGGGGAUUGAAGAGUGCCUUAGCUACAGGAAACUGGGGUAAAGAUAAAUAAGGAGAUGUUCAAAAGACUGGAGUUGCUUAAGUAUUAAAUAGAUUAACUUUUGCUUCAUCAUUGUCUCAUUUAAGAAGACUUAACACACCUUUGGCAAAAUCAGGUAAAUUGACAAAACCUCGUUAAUUACAUAAUUCUCAUUGGGGUAUGGUUUGCCCAGCAGAAACUCCAGAGGGUUAAGCUUGUGGAUUGGUUAAAAAUCUUUCAUUAAUGGCCUUAGUGUCUGUUGGAUCUCCGAAUAAGACUUUGAUUGAAAUCUUAGAGGAUUUUGGAGUCGAAGAUUUAAGCUCUUUAGAUCCAGAGAUUCUUUAAUAAAAAGGUCUGUGUAAAGUUUUCGUAAAUGGUAAUUGGAUAGGAUGUCACAGAAAUGCGAAUGAUCUGGUUGAUACAAUCAAGGAAAUGAGAAGAACUUACACUAUACCAAAAGAAAUUUCAAUUGUUAGAGAUAUAUAUACUAAGGAAAUAAAGUUCUUUACUGAUUCUGGUAGGGUGCAAAGACCACUAUUUAUUGUUGAAAAUUCAAGGCUUAAAAUUAAGAAAAUGCACAUUCCUCAAUUGAUUAGAAGUAUUAAAAAUUUUGAGGAUUUACUCUAAGAGGGACUAUGCGAGUUUUUGGAUGUUGAAGAGGAAGAGACUGUUAUGAUUGCUAUGACUUUAGAAGAUCUGAAGGGAGAAAAGGCCCUUAAAUAUUCCUAUACUCAUUGUGAGAUUCAUCCAUCUAUGAUUCUUGGUGUUUGUGCCAGUAUCAUUCCAUUUCCAGAUCACAAUUAAUCUCCAAGAAAUACUUAUUAGAGCGCUAUGGGAAAGUAAGCUAUGGGAGUGUAUACUAGCAAUUACUAAAUGAGAAUGGAUACUUUAGCACAUGUUCUUUACUAUCCAUAAAAACCUUUGGUUGCUACAAAAUCAAUGGAGUUCUUACAUUUCAAGGAACUUUCCUCUGGUUUAAAUGCCACUAUUGCUAUUGCUUGCUAUACUGGCUAUAACCAAGAAGAUUCUAUCAUGUUAAAUCAGAGUGCAAUAGACAGAGGAUUCUUUAGAUCUGUUUUCUUCAGAACCUAUGAUGAUUGUUCUAAGUAAGAUGAAACAUUUGCAAUCCCAGAUUUUGCAAAAACAUCCGGAAGAAAGCAUGGAGAUUAUGAUAAGCUUGAUAUUGAUGGUUUGAUCAAUCCAGGCGUACUAGUCAGUGGUGAUGACAUCAUCAUUGGAAAGAUAGCUAAAAUGUCUUAAAAUACUUUUAAUGAUGACCUCAAAGACUAGACAAACAAGAAGUUCAAGGAUUGUUCUGUCCCAUUGAAACAUUCAGAGUCUGGUAUUAUCGAUCAAGUUAUUUUAACAACUAAUGAUGAAGCUUAAAAGUUUACUAAAGUAAAGAUGAGAGCAGUAAGAAUUCCAUAAAUUGGAGAUAAAUUCGCCAGUAGACAUGGACAAAAGGGUACUUGCGGAAUGACUUACAGGCAAGAAGAUUUACCUUUUACAAGGGAAGGAAUCGUUCCAGAUAUGAUCGUAAAUCCACAUGCUAUUCCCUCAAGAAUGACUAUUGGUCACUUGAUCGAGUGUCUUUUAUCAAAAGUAGCAGCUUUGAAUGGAUCAGAAGGUGAUGCCACUCCAUUUUGCGGUUAAAAAGUGGAUGAUAUUUCGGCUUUGCUUCAUUCACUUGGUUAUCAAAGAUAUGGAAACGAGGUAAUGUAUAAUGGAUUCACAGGAAAGAAGUUUGAAGUCAUGAUCUUUUUAGGACCUACCUUCUAUCAAAGACUAAAACAUAUGGUCGGAGACAAGAUUCACUCAAGAGGCAGAGGACCAACUUAAAUUUUGACAAGACAGCCAACAGAAGGUAGAUCAAGAGAUGGAGGUUUAAGAUUUGGAGAGAUGGAAAGAGAUUGUAUGAUUUCCCAUGGUGCAGCUAGAUUCUUAAAAGAAAGACUCUUCGAUGUCUCAGAUUGCUAUAGAGUGCAUAUAUGCCAGACAUGCGGCCUUAUAUGCUAAGCGAACUUAGCUGAAUAGAGAUAUGAAUGCAAUAAUUGCUAAAACACUUCAAAUAUUUGUCAAGUAAAGAUUCCUUAUGCAGCUAAGCUUUUAAUCCAAGAAUUAAUGGCAAUGUAGCUCGCUCCGAGACUCAGAACAUCGAUUAUAGACUGA
Messenger RNA from Stylonychia lemnae, 3582 nucleotides. The record is from the annotation of a GenBank genome assembly. Lineage: Eukaryota; Ciliophora; Spirotrichea; Sporadotrichida; Oxytrichidae.